This is a messenger RNA of Prinia subflava (tawny-flanked prinia), 6580 nucleotides long. RefSeq names its product sodium/hydrogen exchanger 6-like. Gene Ontology annotation, molecular function: potassium:proton antiporter activity; sodium:proton antiporter activity. The transcript has 16 exons. Gene Ontology annotation, biological process: proton transmembrane transport; potassium ion transmembrane transport; sodium ion import across plasma membrane. Gene Ontology annotation, cellular component: recycling endosome; plasma membrane. The record is from RefSeq and is a predicted model, not a curated record. The coding region runs from base 85 to 2112 and encodes 675 amino acids. NCBI's taxonomy places the organism in Eukaryota, Metazoa, Chordata, Aves, Passeriformes, Cisticolidae.
GGGCUCCCCGCGCUGUUCCCGCCCCCGGCGCCUGCGCUCAGAGCCGCUUCCUGGUGGCGGCGGGGCCGGGCCAGUGCCGGGGCGAUGGCGGGGCCGGGGUCGGUGCUGGCGGCAGCCGCGGCGCUGUGGGCGCGGAGGGUGGCGGGCGCCGAGGUGGCGGCGGCGCGUCCCGGGGCGCUGGAGGAGGAGAUCGUGUCCGAGAAGGCGGCGGAGGAGAGUCACCGUCAGGACAGCGCCAACCUGCUCGUUUUCAUCCUGCUGCUCACCCUCACCAUCCUCACCAUCUGGCUCUUCAAGCACCGUCGCGCUCGCUUCCUCCACGAGACCGGGCUGGCCAUGAUCUACGGUGUCCUGGUCGGCGUGGUCCUGCGCUACGGCAUCCACAUCCCCAGUGAUGUCAACAACGUCACUCUGAGCUGCCAAGUGCAGACCAGCCCAGCCACGCUGCUGGUGAAUGUCAGUGGGAAGUUCUACGAGUACAUCCUGAAGGGGGAAAUCAGCACCCAGGAGCUCAACAACGUCCAGGAUAAUGAGAUGCUGAGAAAGGUGACUUUUGAUCCUGAAGUAUUCUUCAACAUUUUGCUUCCUCCCAUUAUAUUUUAUGCAGGCUACAGCUUGAAAAGGAGGCACUUCUUCAGAAACUUGGGAUCCAUCCUGGCAUAUGCUUUCCUCGGCACUGCCAUUUCCUGCGUGGUGAUUGGCUCUGUGGUGUACGGCUGCGUGGCACUGAUGAAAGUCACUGGGCAGCUCGGGGGAGAUUUCUACUUCACUGACUGCCUCCUGUUUGGGGCCAUCGUGUCGGCCACUGACCCAGUGACUGUCCUUGCCAUAUUCCAUGAACUCCAGGUCGAUGUUGAGCUGUAUGCCCUUCUCUUUGGUGAAAGUGUCCUCAAUGAUGCCGUUGCCAUAGUGCUGUCUUCCUCAAUAGUUGCGUAUCAGCCAGCAGGUGACAACAGCCACACGUUUGAUGUCACCGCAAUGUUCAAGUCCAUCGGGAUCUUCCUGGGGAUAUUCAGUGGAUCUUUUGCAAUGGGAGCAGCUACUGGAGUUGUGACAGCUUUAGUCACCAAGUUCACCAAACUUCGUGAAUUCCCAUUGCUGGAGACCGGCUUGUUCUUCUUGAUGUCCUGGAGCACGUUCCUGCUGGCUGAAGCAUGUGGCUUUACAGGUGUGGUGGCUGUGCUCUUCUGUGGGAUCACACAGGCCCAUUAUACCUAUAACAACUUAUCUACAGAGUCCCAACACAGAACUAAGCAGUUGUUUGAGCUUCUGAAUUUCUUGGCAGAAAACUUCAUCUUCUCUUACAUGGGACUUGCACUGUUCACCUUCCAGAACCAUGUCUUUAACCCUACCUUUGUGAUGGGAGCUUUUCUUGCUGUCUUCCUAGGAAGAGCUGCCAAUAUUUACCCAUUGUCAUUUUUACUGAAUUUGGGGAGAAAAAAUAAGAUUGGAAUGAAUUUGCAACACAUGAUGAUGUUUGCUGGGCUGCGCGGAGCCAUGGCCUUCACCCUGGCCAUCCGUGACACGGCCACAUACGCCCGGCAGAUGAUGUUCAGCACCAUCCUGCUCAUUGUCUUCUUCACGGUGUGGGUUUUCGGUGGGGGGACCACAGCCAUGCUGUCCUGCCUCAACAUCCGGGUCGGUGUGGAUGCGGAUCAGGAGAACGUGGGUGUCCCAGAGAGCGAGAGGAGGAGCACAAAGGCUGAAAGCGCUUGGCUUUUCCGCAUGUGCUAUCUAAAGCCUCUCCUGACACACAGUGGUCCCCCACUGACCACCACACUCCCAGGAUGCUGUGGGCCUGUUGCCCAGUGCCUGACGAGCCUGCAGGCGUACGAGAAUCAAGAGCAGCUGAAGGAUGAUGACUCAGACCUCAUUCUGAACGAUGGGGACAUCAGCCUGACGUACGGGGACUCCACAGUGAACACCGACUCGGUGGCGUCCAGCGGCACAUCCCGGCGGUUCGUGGGGAACAGCUUGGAGAAUGCCCUGGACCAGGAGCUGGCUUUUGGGGACCAUGAACUCGUGAUCCGGGGAACACGCCUGGUCCUACCCAUGGACGAUUCGGAGCCCCCAUCAAACAUCCUGGAUAAUGCGAGACAUGGUCCGGCAUAAGGUUGCUCGGUUUAAUUGACAGUAAUAUUUGCAUAUAUGAUCAAGAAGUAUAUACUACCUAAAGUCUAAUGCAUGUCUCAAAAUGUCUAAGCUGUAUAAAUAUUAUUUAUAUGGUGUCAAAAGAAUAUAAAUAUUCUCUGCCAAGCACUUGUAAAGAACAAGCAGCAAAUUUAAGUUAAAAACUGUGUUGACUGCACUAUGUAGGGUGGAACUGUUUUAGCGUAAGAGUAUUUUGCACACAGUGAGCUUCAUUAAUGUGUGAUUUGAUUAAGGGUUUAGUUUCCAGCAGGUGAGUAAAGGAGCUGUGACUCCUUGUUCAUCCUUCAAACCUGGAAAAGGAGGGUAGGGAGUUGCUGGUGAGCCGUGGAAAUUGCUUUCUAGUCCGAUGAGGAUUGUUGAGUUUCUUUUGGUCUCUGAUCUUUGGAUAGUCACGUUUGAAAUAUCAGCAGAAAAUCUGCCCACAGACACUCUUGCCAGGCAGUGGAUGGUGAUAAAUUUGUUUCACUGUGAGAACCUGGAGACUUUCUGCUUUUUAGUGACCCUCUGCCCAAGCCCUGCUUUAGUGGGCUCAUGGCAGACCCCGGCCAAAGCUGACAGCAAGGGCUGCGGAUGUCUGGCUGCUUGGAUGGGAGAAGGAGAGAGGGAUGGCUGGUGUCUGUAGUUGCGUUCAGGAGAAGGAGGUUAUCCCACAGAAACUACACCAGGCAUGCACAGAUUUUAGGUCUGAGUCCAGCUCAAGCAGCUUUCUAGAACCAGUCAUCAAAUUCUCUUUUGGCAACUAAACUUCACAUUUGGGAAGUGGCCAUGUCUUUGCAUGGGUGAAUCCCUGUCCUGCAGUCACAAAUGUAGCCAAGGUGUGCAGAGCUGCUGCAGCUGCACAUGGGGCUGUGGAGCCCAGCCAACCUCAAACUCGAGCUUUAGGGCUGCAGAUCCACAUGGUACCUCUGGAACUCUCCAGAGGCAUCCAUCUGGUACUGAAGGGGAGCCGUCCAUCCGUUCUCCCACAGAGUCAGAAACCAUUGCACUUUUUUUGGUCACUCCUUGUCUUAGUUUGAAAGACAGGUGUCUAUUAGGGAGGGCAGGGCCUCCCUUGGAAUGGAGAAUUCAAACCCCCUCCCUCCAAAUUAUUACAAUUUUGAAAAUUAAGUGGGCUCUCAGGCAAAGAUAUGGGGAUAGGAAUAACAGUUCUUUACUAGUAUGUAUAACAAGGCAAAACAAACAACAACUACAGCAUUAACAACAAAACAGAACCAGGAACCUUGAAGAGCUUUGCUUCACAAAGCCCAGGGUGGUCUGAUCUCGGUGCCCCUGCAGGACUCAGAGCACCAAGCUGGAACGGUGGAAAAUCCCGGGCUGGUGGAUGAGAUAUAUCAGAAGCUCCAUCAGUGGCAGCUGGAACAGCAGGGAUGUCUUGGCAGGGCAGGGCAGUGUGGGGGUACAGCGUAGCAAAAAGCCUCAAAGCAGUGCCAAAGAAGUGGUGGUGGGACAGGGCCGGCCCAGCUCCAGCAGGGCAGGAGGAUUCGAGCUCAGAAUUCCUGGACACAGGAGCAGAUGAUGGUAGAUUUCCCAGGAUCGGACUUGGUGGUGACAGUGAACUCCCACAGCAAGCAAUAGCCUGCCCAUCCUCUCUCUGAUGCCGAGAGCAAGAGAGAGAGCAGCUGCCCCCACCCCCGUCCUUUACUUGCCCCCAAACCUCGAGGUAUCUUUUCCUCUCCAAGAGAAAACUCUCAGAGACCAAAAAAAGGUGUAGCCCAGUGCUGCACUCUCCUUUGGCCACUUCUUUGUUUUCCUCAAGCACCCAUAAAUACUCAGUAGUUAGUUUCCUGAUAACUUAUGGGAAAAAACUGUAAGAAAAAAAAAUGUAACCCCCAACACUCCUUAGCAUGCUGUGUGUCUGCAGUCUCCACCCGACCUUUCUUGUGUCUCUUAUCAUUUAAUGAGAAAUGUUUGCGAGUUGAAUUUUGGUCUUAAUUUACGUUUUUAUUUUUCAAGGAAGAGCACAGAACAAUUUAUGAUUUCACACUAGUGUUAAAAGAUUUGUUCUGUAGUUAUGGGAAUGGCUAAAGGUGCAGUGAAACUGUUAACCCUGACAUCUUUUUUCUCCUGGAAAGGGGGAAUCAUGGAAAUUUACUGUAUGUAAUUUUAUUGUCUAUUUUAUCUACAGUUUUGCUAUACAAACCUUUCAGGGUUACUGGUGCACUACAGAUCCAUUCUGGAGUUAACCCUCUCCAGAGGGCUUAAACAGAGCUAUUUAGAAUGAAAAUGCAUGAAAGAGAGCCAGGUGAGUCUGAGCACUCACAGCUCCCAUUAGCUGUCUUUGGAACAAACUCUGCAUCUCUCAGGAUCUGACCCUGAGACCUCAGAGCAGUGUCCCCACAGCUGUUUUCCCCAGCACCACCUGAGAGUUGGAGACAGAAAGUCCUGAAGUUUCAAGUGUAUAUGAAUAGUUGAGAAAAUAAAUCUACACGGUUGUUUUUUCUUUUUAUCAGGUCUAAGUAACAUUGCCUUAAAUUUAUGGAUGUGAAACGAUAGUUAUUUUGGCAGUUUAUUCCCAAGAAAAUGCUUUCUUUUUCCUUCUGAACAAAAUGUGUAAGUGUUGCCGUAGGACUUCCCUAGAAGGGGGGUAAUGCUCUGUUUAUAUUUGAGUAUAUUUGAGGCAUCUUCCUUGCACCUGUAAAUGGCAUCCCAUUGCUAACAAAGUUGGAUUAGCACUGGCCUUUGUUUCCUACUAUGCAGGAAUUCCAUAAAGUGAGUGUGCAUUUUAUAUGAUGUCUGUAACUUAACUUCAUAUGUUUAAAAAAAACAAAAAAAGGAGGGAAAAAAAAAAAGUAGAAACCUGUUGAUUUUAGGUUUACUGCAUCACUUCUACAUCCUGUUUUUUGUUCGUUCUCUGUUUUUGAAGAGGUAUGAUAAAUAACUACCUCUUGUUUUUUCCUGUAUAGCCUGACUAUGAAUUCAGUUUAAAGAGUUGGUGCAGCUGGAGGUGCAGAACAGUUCUGCUCCCCCAGGGCUCCCUCCCAGGCAUUCCCAGCUGAGAUGCAAAUUUGCUGCAUGGUGGCCAUCAGUUGAUGUUUUCCCAUGGCUGUGGUAGCAUUCCUCUCUUCCUCUGACCCUUUGACUUCAGUAAUUUAUCCACUCAAUGUAAACUUGCCAACACAUUACCCAUAAGCCUCAGCUUUUACACCAAUAACAAUUCAGUUAAGUACAUGAAAGGAAAAAGUUAACCAAUGAUGAUUUUACGGGUUACGUUAUGAUCCAUAUAUAAUAUAACCAGGACUGUUUCGAAUAGCCUUAGUCAAUGAAUUUAUCUAAGCUUAAAUUCAUGAGUGAUUUCAUAAAUUAAUGGGAUUCAUCCUCAGCUGAUUAUUUUCUGUGCUGGGCUGCAGGAGAGCACACAGGAAUGCCUGGUGUGCAGAGGUAGAGCUCUGAUGCUUUGUGCUGCAGAUGGAAUUAAGGGUACCUUGGAGAAUCAGGGCCUGAGACCUUUGCCAAAUAGAUAAGACAGUCCUGAGAAGGCACUUUACAGUCCCCACAAAGAUUUAGAGAAGGUGCCCUUCUUCUGUAAAUUGAAUUUUCAUGGUUUUUGCACAUGAAAAAAGCAUUGUAGGUAAAGUUAUGAUUUGUACUGGCACUGUCGAUUUGUGUGGUAAUGGCAUUAACCCCGUAGCUAUGGGGUUUGUGCAACUGAUCUGUGAUAGCUGAUGAUCACUAUUGGACCUUCUGUUUACACUGACUAAAUCUUUUACUGUUGCAUUGUACUGUGAAAGAAGGAUUAUGGGCCUAUAAAAGAUUUUUUUUUAAAUUUUGUGUACUGUUUCAUUAAUUCACAUAGAAAUAAAUCUGUAGCAAAGUGACAAUGUGCCACUUGACCUUCUGAGACCAGUUUGUUCAUGGCCUUUGGCAGCAGCCACGGAUGCUGGACCCCAAGGACUGGAGGGCAGCUGGGCUGGGGUGCACACUGCCUUCAGCCCAGCUCCUGGGACACACCUUCCUUGCAGGAACAGUGCUGGGGAGCAGAGCCGUGCUGGUUGCCAAAAGCUCCUCCAGGAGUGAUAGGAUGGGGUUAAAAAUGAUUUCUACAUUGCAAGCGACUAAUUACAAGUGGUAGGGGUUAGAAGACACACAGCCUGAAACCUGCCGGGCAACUAGGCCUUGGAACAGAACGUCAGCUUACUGUAACUAGCAUCAUACUAUUGUUUUAACUGAAUCGAGUGUGACUUGAGUCCAGGAGAUAAUUAGGGAAGAAUUGUCUUAACCAAAUCAAGUAUAACUUAGAGGAAAAAUAGGUAUGAUUUGUGAUAGUAACUAAGGAUCAGAGGAGUUGGUAGUUAGGGGUGGGUGUUAAUUAACAUAUGUAUAACAUGAAGGUAUAAAAUCACAAAGCAACUUUGUACUCUCAAGCACUGAUCUGGGCUUUUGCAAGCCCCCUGCCCCCGUGUGCUCUAAUAAAGAACCGACAUAUGAUCAC